This is a messenger RNA of Hibiscus syriacus, 1029 nucleotides long. Its product is annotated as heterogeneous nuclear ribonucleoprotein F-like. The transcript has 2 exons. The coding region runs from base 122 to 916 and encodes 264 amino acids. Gene Ontology annotation, molecular function: RNA binding. Gene Ontology annotation, cellular component: ribonucleoprotein complex. The record is from RefSeq and is a predicted model, not a curated record. NCBI's taxonomy places the organism in Eukaryota, Viridiplantae, Streptophyta, Magnoliopsida, Malvales, Malvaceae.
UACCUUCCUUCCCCUUUUCUAGGGUUCUUAUUUUGUGUACGAAUCGUUCUUUAAUUAGCUGUGAAAUUUUCUGCGAGUCCUUCUAGCAAAUCGAAGAUCUUAAACCACCUCAGACGACGCCAUGUACGGACCCAGAGGGGCAAUGUUGGGAAGCGGGGGGGUUUCGGACGGGUACGAGGUCGGCUCAAAGAGACAAAGAAUGAUGGAAUCAACUCCCUACUUCGCAGUGAACAGCAGUAUGGGCGGCUAUCGACCUUUUGGUUAUGGUGGUGGUUACCAGCCACCUGUCUUUCCUGUAGUCCGUCUGAGGGGUCUUCCUUUCAACUGCACUGACAUCGACAUCUUCAAAUUCUUCGCUGGACUGGACAUUGUUGAUGUUUUGCUGGUCAACAAGAACGGAAGGUUCUCUGGAGAGGCCUUUGUCGUCUUUGCUGGGUCCAUGCAGGUGGAGUUUGCUUUGCAAAGAGAUCGGCAGAACAUGGGACGUCGCUACGUUGAAGUUUUCCGGUGCAAGAGGCAAGACUAUUAUCAUGCCGUGGCUGCGGAGGUGAAUUAUGAAGGAAUCUAUGAUAAUGACUUCCAUGGAAGCCCCCCACCAUCUCGAGCAAAGAGAUUCAACGAUAAGGAUCAAAUGGAAUACACCGAGAUACUCAAGUUGCGUGGUCUUCCCUUUGCGGUGAAGAAAUCAGAAAUCGUCGAAUUCUUUGGAGAUUUCAAGAUCGUCGAGGAUCGUAUUCAUAUUGCAUGCCGCCCCGAUGGGAAAGCUACUGGAGAGGCAUAUGUGGAGUUUGCCUCAGUUGAAGAGGCAAAAAGAGCAAUGCGCAAGGAUAAGAUGACAAUAGGGUCUCGGUAUGUGGAAUUGUUUCCUUCAACACCGGACGAAGCUCGACGGGCUGAAUCGAGAUCGAGGCAGUAAUGCGGUACUGUUAUUUGUGUCAUUCUAGCCAGAGAUGCAUCUCCCCUGGAUUUCUAUGGGGUAAUCUUAUGUGUCUCAAAUAUCAUCUCUAAUGCCCAUUAGGUUAAAUAUGA